UGGCGUUAAUCGGGUAACGGUUAAUAGCAGCACUCCCAUCUUCUCUGGUUAGUUCGUUGCUGCAUCAGUACAGAUUCAAACCUUUGUCUUUAUCAGUCGGUUGGAAAAUUUGAAUUCAACCAAAAUGAGGGAAAUUGUGCAUCUGCAGGCAGGCCAAUGUGGAAAUCAAAUUGGAGCUAAGUUUUGGGAAGUCAUAAGCGACGAACAUGGCAUCGACCCGACCGGCUCAUACCAGGGGGACAGCGACCUGCAGCUGGAUCGCAUCAACGUCUAUUACAAUGAGGCUUCAGGUGGGAAGUAUGUCCCCCGGGCCGUGCUGGUGGACUUGGAGCCUGGCACGAUGGACUCGGUGAGGUCCGGUCCCUUCGGACAGAUCUUUAGACCAGACAACUUUGUCUUUGGCCAGAGCGGAGCUGGUAAUAACUGGGCAAAGGGUCACUACACUGAGGGAGCCGAGCUGGUGGACUCGGUCCUGGAUGUGGUGAGGAAGGAGGCGGAGAGCUGCGACUGCCUGCAGGGAUUCCAGCUCACACACUCCCUGGGUGGAGGAACCGGCUCGGGCAUGGGCACGCUGCUCAUCAGCAAAAUCCGAGAGGAGUAUCCAGACCGCAUCAUGAACACUUUCAGCGUGGUGCCCUCCCCCAAGGUUUCAGACACAGUUGUGGAGCCAUACAACGCCACCCUCUCCGUCCACCAGCUGGUGGAGAACACAGAUGAGACCUUCUGCAUUGAUAAUGAGGCGCUGUAUGACAUCUGCUUCCGCACACUGAAGCUCACCACCCCCACCUACGGCGACCUCAACCACCUCGUCUCAGCCACCAUGAGCGGUGUGACCACCUGUCUGCGCUUCCCCGGCCAGCUCAAUGCUGAUCUGAGGAAACUGGCUGUCAACAUGGUGCCCUUCCCCAGGCUACACUUCUUCAUGCCCGGCUUCGCCCCAUUGACCAGCCGUGGCAGCCAGCAGUACAGGGCUCUGACGGUUCCUGAGCUCACCCAGCAGAUGUUCGACUCCAAGAACAUGAUGGCAGCCUGUGACCCACGCCAUGGCCGCUACCUCACGGUUGCCGCCAUCUUCAGAGGCCGCAUGUCCAUGAAGGAAGUGGACGAGCAGAUGUUGAAUGUGCAGAACAAAAACAGCAGCUACUUCGUAGAAUGGAUCCCAAACAACGUGAAGACUGCCGUCUGCGACAUCCCUCCCCGUGGCCUCAAGAUGGCCGCCACCUUCAUCGGCAACAGCACGGCCAUUCAGGAGCUGUUCAAGCGCAUCUCAGAGCAGUUCACCGCCAUGUUCCGCCGCAAGGCCUUCCUCCAUUGGUACACCGGCGAGGGCAUGGAUGAGAUGGAGUUCACAGAGGCUGAGAGCAACAUGAACGACCUGGUGUCUGAGUACCAGCAGUACCAGGAUGCCACCGCUGAGGAGGAGGGAGAGUUUGAGGAUGAAGGCGAAGAGGACCUGGCCUAGAUGCCCAAUCCAACGUUUUCUCCCCAUAUUCAACAGUUAGUUAGGGCGUGGUCAACAUUCUUCAAAAGCAUCAUUGUAGAAUUAUUGACAAUUUGCUUUUAUUCAAUAAAACAACAGUUUUAAAGAAUCGCACAGUAGUUCCUUUGAAUGUCGCACAAUGAUAACAGUUCUUGUCCCGCCUUGUUCUUUAAAUGUCUGUUGUAUUCUUACACGUUCUGUUCUUCCUUCCUGCUUUGGAUAUCAAUGUUCUUAUCUUGUGUCUUUUGUUCACUCUUUUUUCAAGUUGCGAGGUUCAUUUGUUAUGAAACAUAACAGUGACCAGUUAAAGGCACUGAAUUUGACAAAUCCUGUUUUUGACAUGGAGCUUAAUUGUUUUGAAGGAAUUGUUCACUGUUACAAUGCGUGUACUGAGAUGUUAUAACAUCAAAUGUGAAGAUGGAUUUUAAUAAAAGAGUUAUGAUUUGGUGCUA
This is a messenger RNA of Gymnodraco acuticeps, 1932 nucleotides long. RefSeq names its product tubulin beta-1 chain-like. The coding region runs from base 125 to 1462 and encodes 445 amino acids. Gene Ontology annotation, molecular function: GTP binding; GTPase activity; structural constituent of cytoskeleton. Gene Ontology annotation, cellular component: microtubule; cytoplasm. The record is from RefSeq and is a predicted model, not a curated record. NCBI's taxonomy places the organism in Eukaryota, Metazoa, Chordata, Actinopteri, Perciformes, Bathydraconidae. Gene Ontology annotation, biological process: microtubule cytoskeleton organization; mitotic cell cycle. The transcript is spliced from 7 exons.